GUUUUAUGAAACGGGAAACACACAAACUUUUGCAUUAAUAAAACAGAGUACAGCGGAUCAUGUUUCUUUUGUAAAUCAUGCAAAAAUUGCCCAUCUUAAGUUGUGUAGCGCACGUUUCGGGUCCUGUGCCCUCGAAACAAUGCAAAUUCAGCGUCACAAAAGUCACACAAUAAUAAUAAUAAUAAUAAUAACAUGCAUGUAACUCGAUGUAUCUGAACUCCUCCUGUUGUUGUAACCUGUUCUAAUAGCCUUAAGAACAGCCUAUUUAUGCAGUCUUUUUAAGACGUGGCCAGAGUCUUGUUACACGUUAAAACUUGUCUCCAAACAGGUGCCGGGGGACAAAAAAAGAAGACAAAAUGUACAGUAUAACACCGUGCUCUUCGCCUUACGGCUGUAUGAACUUGUAGAAGAAACGGCGAUUUAUGGUCAGGAACUUCGUGACGCUUCAGACACCAGGCAUCACGCAGCAUUUGAAGUCUCAAAAUGACUAGCGUGAAAAUAAAGUGACGUCACCGCCCUUCCCUGUGAUGGCAGGACUACAUCUCUCUUUAGCUCACCGGGCUGGGUCCCUGCUGAGUGACGCGGGAGUCCCGGGUUCGAGCCCCCGGCGGUGCGGGGCGGACCUCAUGCGGCCAGGGCGCCCACCUGAACCCCCGUUGCGUUACAAGAUUUCAAUAUCUGUCGAGGUUACCGCUCUGUUUCUAAGUAGCAGCUGAUCCUACACGGGGCUCGGAUGAAGUUGUAUCUGCUGUUUUGCGAUUCAAGUGAAGUUGAGUUUACUACCUCCAACUAUGAGCUUGCCAUUCGAGUUGAGUUGUUUUGCUAUUCAGAUUUCCUAAAGUAAACCAUUUGCACGAUCAAAAAUGAAUGUUAGUUUAUUUAUUUUAAAAAAAACGGUACUAGAUCGCUCAGCUGAUUUCCAUUAUCGACCUGGUCCGUCCACCCUGAGCUUUCCGCCGCCCUGCUUGUUUAUCCAGUAACCACCACUCCCACUUCCGUUGGGGAGUGGGUUGAUCACCCCGCAGAGACCCUCGGCAUUUUGGUUUCUCCUGCUUGUGAGGGUGAGACGUCGGGAGAUUUUCCUCCCCGACUUGACCGAGACGCAACUUUUUCUGCCCAGUCCAUCGUCUUUCGGCACCGGCCGGCGCUCUCCAUCCCUCUCCGCUUUCCUUCCCUGCAGCGGGCAGCUCUUUCCAGCCAUGUUCGAGGAGGCGGUGAGGGCUUUCACCAUCAGCUACGACGUGCUGAACGAGGCCAACACCUUCUGGGGCGGCGAGCUGCUGACCGGCCGGGUGGUGGUGGAGGCGGCCAACGAGCUGCGGGCCGAGUCGCUGGACCUGAGCGUCAGGGGCGUGGGCGAGACGCGCUGGUCCGAGAAGGACGGCGACGAAACCCUGCACUACAGCGCGUCGGCGACGUACUUCAAAGUGAAGCAGCUCUUGAUACAGAAGACGCCAGAUGGAGUUGUCAUCCCCCCUGGAUGUCAUGUGUAUCAGUUUGCUCUUCAGAUUCCUCAAAUGGAUUUGCCGUCGUCCUUCGCUGGGGCUCAUGGGAAGGUCAGGUACUUCCUGAAGGCGAAGCUGCACAGACCGUGGCAUCUGGCGAGCCGAGCUGAGAAGGAGUUCACCGUGGUCAGGCACAUCGACAUCAACUUGCCUGACCUCCUGUCGCAGCAGCUGGGAUCGAAAGAGAAGACUCUGGGUUGCCUGUGCUGUACCUCGGGCCCCAUCAUCCUGAAUGCCAGGAUUGAGAGGAAGGGCUACACCCCAGGAGACUUCAUCAGAGUCUUCACAGAGGUCGAGAACGGGUCUUCGCGCGAGGUCAGGCCGAAGGUGGCCCUUCAGCAGCUGCAGACCUUCCACGCCCAGGGGAAGACGAAGUGCGUCCCCAAGCGCAUCGCCAGUCUGGAGGGGCCGCCCGUGGGCGGCAGGAGGAGAGACGCGUGGAGCGGAGGAGUCCUCCACAUUCCUCCGGACACGCCCAUCUCGCUCCUGAACUGCGCCCUGAUGAGCGUGGAGUACAGCGUGGUGGUUUACGUGGAUAUUCCUCGUGCUUUCGACAUCGAAGUGACUUUCCCGGUGGUCAUCGGGACUAUUCCCUUGCACAACCCCGUCUACUACGGGCGGCCCACGAAACAAAGACGGAAUCUGCGGGAGUCCCGCCCGAGCUACCUAGCGGAUGAGCCACACGUUCGCAGGGCGAAGGGGCUGAAGGUGUGGGUCCUGCCUGGGGGGGGGGCAGUAGGGGAGCAGCUGUGGCCGAUCCGGAGGGUUCUGCACCCCCGAAUCCACCAGGCUCGGCCAGGCGCGAGCCGCCGGCGCGGGGCGCGCACGCGGGCUGGCCGGGCGGCUCGCGAUCAGCUGUUCCAGUCAGCUGGCGCGGGGCCAGGUGUCAGCGGAGCCACGCCCCCUCGCUCGCGGGAGGCGGAAGGAGCUGGGAAGGAGGGAUGGGAGGGGGAGCGCGGCGCAUGCGCGGUGGGGUUGUUUUUCACCAAAUCCUCGCUUUUAAGUGAGGGGAACCGGAGCAGCAGCUCGUCUUUGUACAGAGACCACGGAGAGGAGGAGUUUGGUCGUGGCUGUCUGCUCAGACCUUAUUUUUUUUAUGUGUUCUUAACAAAAAAAACAAAACAAAAAAAAAAACCCGAAACCAUGGUGCUAGGCAAGGUGAAGAGUUUCACAGUCAGCUACGACUGCCUGAAUGACAGCGCCGUGGCCGUGUUCUCCAGCGGGGACUCGGUCUCGGGGAGAGUCGUCAUUGAAGUCACCGGGGAGAUCCGGGUCAAGUCCCUGAAAAUCCACGCGAAAGGAUUUGCAAAAGUUCGCUGGACCGAGUCGAGGAACGCCGGGUCCAACACGGCGUACACGCAGAACUACACCGAGGAAGUGGAGUACUUGAACCACAGGGACAUCCUGAUCGGACACGAGAGAGAUGAGGACAACUCUGAAGAAAGUCUCACCACUAUCCAUUCAGGAAGACACGAGUAUGCAUUCAGCCUUGAGCUUCCACAAACACCUCUGGCUACCUCCUUUGAGGGCAAGCACGGCAGCGUGCGCUACUGGGUGAAAGCCGAGCUGCACAGGCCGUGGCUGCUGCCCAUGAAAGUGAAGAAGGAGUUCACUGUCUUCGAGCACAUCGACAUCAACACUCCUUCUCUGCUGUCACCGCAGGCUGGCACGAAAGACAAGACUCUGUGUUGCUGGUUCUGUACCUCAGGCCCCAUUUCCUUAAGUGCCAAAAUUGAACGGAAGGGCUACACCCCAGGAGAAUCGAUUCAGAUCUUCGCCGAGAUCGAGAACUGCUCUUCCCGCAUGGUGGUGCCAAAGGCAGCCGUUUACCAAACCCAGACCUUCUAUGCCAAAGGGAAGAUGAAGGAGGUCAAGCAGCUGGUCGCCAACCUCCGAGGGGAGUCCCUGUCCUCGGGCAAGACGGAGACGUGGAAUGGGAAAAUGCUGAAAAUUCCGCCCGUCUCCCCCUCGAUCCUGGACUGCAGCAUCAUCCGAGUGGAGUACUCGCUGAUGGUGUACGUGGAUAUUCCCGGGGCCAUGAACCUGUUCCUGAAUCUGCCGCUGGUCAUCGGCACCAUCCCCCUGCACCCCUUCGGCAGCCGGACGUCCAGCGUCAGCAGCCAGUGCAGCAUGAACAUGAACUGGCUGGGCAUGGCGCUUCCUGAGCGGCCUGAAGCCCCCCCAAGCUAUGCAGAAAUCGUGACCGAGGAGCAGCGGCAGAGCAGCAUGGAGGUGGCCGCGCCGCGGGAUGAGUUCGAACGAGCCCUUGAAGGGCCGCUGCUGGCGUACAUCCAGGAGUUCCGGUUCCAGCCGCCGCCGCUGUACUGUGAGAUCGAUCCCAAUCCUGAUGAAGUCGAUAGCAAUGAACUGGGGAGGCCAGACAUGUGCCCAUCUCGCUGAAGGCGACUGGCCCGCCAGCCCCACUGCGUUUGGGUCGUAGUUUUGGUUUUGUUUUUUUUUAAAAGAAAAAAAAAGUGGCAUCCUAGCUCUGUGGUGGACAGAGGAAAAGGAGAUGAGUUCCGCUGACACGCAGAAGAAACUGUCGGGACGACCCUUCCUGCCUUGUGUCGGACGAAUUUUAUCCAACAUGUCAUCCGUGUAUUGAAGUCUACAGCCUAAAGACGCAAGACUUGUCUGCCUGCCUAGAAAACUGUGCUUUCUGUAAUGGUGGCACACAACGUGACUAUGUUGAGCAGACCAUGUAGACAAACAAACCAUCAUAACACGCUGUCUGUGGCAUUAAGCAGCGUUCAGCUUCAGAGGAGAGAAGUUAUGUCCUCUUGCCUCAUUCAGAAUUUUGCACAUGUUGCUCUUUGCUUUGUGUUGCGUGGUUCUAUUUCAAAUCACUAAUUUUUGUUUCCCUCCCGACGCUCAAGUGUGCUGGACUGGGAAACCCUGCAGGCUUUGCCCCCCAGACAUUUCCUUUAUCCGCACAACUACGAACAACGCAACCCGAGAGUACAAAAACUGAAGACGAACUGAACGGGGGAGGGAGGAAAAAAAAAUGCACUGACCUUGUUAAGUUGUUCUGUUUCGUUUGUGUUUCCUUGAAAAGAUGUAGUCUGAGCUGUACCUUGGCACUCCUGUUCCUCAGGCUCGACUCUGCCUGGCCUCUUCAGCCUGUAUCCAGUGGUGGCGUCGUUUUUUUUUUCUUCUCAUUUCAAACAUCAAAUGCCUUUAAGCCAAUAUUUGUGCUGGUUUCGUAGCCUCCAUAGUAGAACAGCCGCAGAUCAAGGAUAAAAACAGGAGACUGCAGGGUGCCUGCGAUCGAAAGGGUCGGACGUUUUUACUUUUGUUGCCUUUCUACUAUCAUCAUCGGAGCGGCGUUGUUACAUACUGCCUAAGACGCUCGAUCUCAGGUGAUCGUCUCACUUGCCAAACGGGUUAGGAGUGCGGUUGUGUGUCGUUUCAAGCCGCUCGGUGUCAAAGGGGAGAAAAAUAAAAGUGGAGAGAGGCAGGGCAGCUUUUUAAGACUUCUCACAUUCCCUUUUUUGUCCUGCUGCAUUUGCUUGGCUUAGUGUAGCCCUAGUCCAGUGUAGCCAAAAAGUGAAAGAUGGCAGGCGGGGACACUGGCAGGGACGCUCGAAGGGUCCAGUUAGCAGUAUGUGGAGCGGAUGCUUCUGAACCGCUCAUCAGUCAGGAGAGCCAACUGGACAGAUGCGGAUAAAAGCGUUUUUGAAACUUAAAAUUACAUUAAAAAAAAAAACGAUCCAAACGGAGAAAGGGGAAAUGUGUCUUGGCGUGUUCAGUAGAGCCUUAACUUAGAAUGCUUUUUUUAAAAUAAUGAAGGCGGACAACGGCAAAAACAAAGUUUGGUUACUCGUGAAAAGAACAACUGUAGAAGUUCUCAGUGAUGCACAAGUGUUGGAAGUGGUGAUUUUUUUUAAAAAAAAGUUUACAAACCUUAAUACCAAUUUUAUUAGCUGAGAACCGGCAGAGAAUUGUAAAUGGACUUUAAAAAGUGAUCUUAUUUGCGUGGCCUUGACAAAGAACUGACUUAAAACUAUUCCUUGUCAGAAAACAAGUAAUAUCAUUUGGAACCAAGCUUGUUAUUAAUGUUGUUGCUGAAUGUUCAUUUAAGACCUUAAUCACUGACUGGGACAAAAAGGGGAAACAUGAGUCCUUGAAAGCGGGAAGAAAAGAGAUGUCUGAUGGUCCCCAAAGAAGCUUUUUUUAAAAAAGAACUGGGGUAGUUGGCGACUUCAGGCAUUUGGUGUUUGUAUUCCAGUGAAACAACCCCAUCAUUUUUGUUUUUCAAGACUUAGGGAACAAGUGCUGUGUUGGUGCAGCGUCUUCAAGGGUGGAAAGAUCCGGUCAAAGUGGGACUGACUGUUCCUGUCAGGUGCUCGCUGAGUGCCGCCGGCUCUUUGCGGUUUUUGUACAUUUAUGUUGACGAGGGAGUUUUGACAUGUGGACGUAAAGCUAACUAAAAAAUUUAAAAACCCUACAAAUACUUUUAAUCAUGUUCCUUUUUUUUACUUUCCAUUUCUCGUUGGUCAAUCCCAGAAUGUUUAAGGUGGGGUUUCCAUUCUGUUCCAGUGGUUAAGCUAAUUCCCGAUGUCUAUAUUGGGAACUAAAAUGUCUGAGACGGUGGGGUGCAGGAUCCAAAAUGUUAGAAAAAAAAAGUGCAAUAUUACAUGUUUUUGUUUGAUAGAAUUUAUUUUGUGGCUGUUUGUACAGUUUCUCACUUUUUUAUAUUUUGUUUUCAUUUUUUUUUUAGUUUGGUGCUGUCAAUUGUAGAUUCUGUUAUGAGAGAUGAAUACUUGUUCUGAAUGAUUUUUUUUUCGUCUAGUUCUUCCUUGUGUAAAAUAAACAAGGCUUUUUGUUAAAGGGU
Lepisosteus oculatus (spotted gar) is the source of this 6339-nucleotide messenger RNA. The record is from RefSeq and is a predicted model, not a curated record. NCBI's taxonomy places the organism in Eukaryota, Metazoa, Chordata, Actinopteri, Semionotiformes, Lepisosteidae.